AAUUUCGGGGUUGGGUCAUACUUAACGCUCUACUUGUACCGAAGAGCAAGUCAUUAAUACAUCGUGGUUCAACUACCUUAACUAAUGAAUUCAUAAAUACCAGCAGUUCCUUCACCAUCCUCCCUCCAACUUCGAAUCAUGGCAGAAACCCCCCUUUACGACGUCAUCAUUCUCGGGGCAUCAGGUUUUACCGGAAAAUAUGUUCUCAAGGAAACCCUCAAAUUCCUCAACACUCAAAAACCAACAUCCCCUCUUAAAAGCGUCGCAAUCGCCGGCAGAAAUCCGUCAAAACUCACUCAAUCUCUCUCAUGGGCUGCUCAUCCGAACUCACCUCCUUGUAUUCCCAUUCUUACAACCGACACUUCUGAUUUCUCUUCUCUCGUCAACAUCACUUCCCAAACUCGUCUCCUCCUAAACUGCGUCGGUCCUUUUCGAUUACACGGGGAGCCCGUGGUGCGAGCAUGCCUUGAAACGGGCACUGAUUACUUGGACAUUUGUGGGGAACCCGAGUUUAUGGAGAAAAUGGAGGCACAGUAUCAUAAUCAAGCAGUUGAAAAUGGCUGUUUGGUGAUUUCUGCAUGUGGGUUUGAUUCAAUUCCUGCAGAACUUGGAUUGUUGUUCAAUUCUCGUCAAUGGAUUCCGCCUUCAGUUCCUAAUUCAGUUGAGGCUUACUUGAGUUUAGAGAGUGAGAAGAGGAUUGUGGGUAAUUUUGCUACUUAUGAGUCUGCUGUUCUUGGUGUUGCUAAUGCUCAUGCUCUUCGACGGUUGAGAAAAUCUCGUUCCAGGAAAGCUCGACCUCAGAUUCCAGGUCCUCCCCCUCCUAAAGGACCAACAAUUGAACAGAAUAAAGAUCUUGGGAUUUGGGCUGUUAGACUACCUUCAGCAGAUUCUGCUGUAGUUCGAAGAACCCUUACAUCACUUACAGAAAACCCUAGUGGUCUUCAUGGGGUGAAUGAGAGUGCUGAUCAUAUUGCUAAACGAGAAGCAUUUUGGUCCACUGUAAAGCCCGCUUAUUUUGGAGUGAAGAUGGGUACCAAAUCUUUGCUAGGCAUCUUGAGACUUAUCACUGUGGGCGUAUUUAUUGGCAUUUUGGGUAACUUUUCCUUCGGAAGGUGGCUGCUUCUGAAGUUUCCCUUCCUGUUCAGUCUCGGGUGGUUCAGAAAGAAGGGCCCAACUGAAGCUGAGGUUUGUAGUGCGAGCUUCAAAAUGUGGUUUGUUGCCCGCGGUUUUAGCAACAUUAGUACUGCAUCCCAGGAAAACACGAAACCUGAUACUGAAAUAAUCACAAGAGUAACGGGACCUGAAAUUGGUUAUAUAACCACACCAAUUAUUUUGGUACAGUGUGCACUUAUUACUUUAAACCAGCGCGAAAACCUGCCUAAAGGAGGUGUUUACCCUCCUGGAAUUGUGUAUGGACCAACUGAUCUUCAAGAACAGCUUCAACAGAACGGAAUCUCAUUCGAUGUGAUAUCUAAAUGCGGAUUGUCUUCGUAGAUGGUACCCGAUUCCCUUGUUUUCUUUCUUUUUCUUCCUUCGUUGAAAAUGUUUGUUACCUUCUCUUUAUAUUCUGUUAUGUGCAAAUUUAAAGUUCUUACUCAAAACUUAACCUUGUGUUGAAAGACAAUAUAAGUCUGAACUCAGACAUUCAGAAGAA
Amaranthus tricolor (Joseph's coat) is the source of this 1654-nucleotide messenger RNA. Its product is annotated as probable mitochondrial saccharopine dehydrogenase-like oxidoreductase At5g39410. The transcript is spliced from 2 exons. The coding region runs from base 139 to 1494 and encodes 451 amino acids. The record is from RefSeq and is a predicted model, not a curated record. Gene Ontology annotation, biological process: glycolipid biosynthetic process. Lineage: Eukaryota; Viridiplantae; Streptophyta; Magnoliopsida; Caryophyllales; Amaranthaceae. Gene Ontology annotation, cellular component: lipid droplet; mitochondrion; plasma membrane.